UUUUGUGGCCCGCUAUGGCGGCGGUGUUGAGGUUGGGUUUAGGUUGCGGGGCAUUUGACUGAAGGGAUAGGCCAAGUGGAGGUAUCAGGGACGUCGCGCGGCACAGAAGAGGACCAGCCUGGACGCCGGGGACGCUGUCAUGUACGGCGCGGGCGGUGGCCGCGCCAAACCCGAGAGGAAAAGUGGCGCGAAGGAGGAGGCCGGGCCAGGCGGUGCCGGCGGUGGGGGCAGCCGAGUGGAGCUCUUGGUUUUCGGCUAUGCCUGCAAGCUGUUCCGGGACGACGAGCGGGCCCUGGCUCAGGAACAGGGACAGCACCUCAUCCCCUGGAUGGGGGACCACAAAAUCCUCAUCGACAGAUAUGAUGGACGUGGUCACCUGCAUGACCUUUCUGAGUACGAUGCUGAGUAUUCCACGUGGAACAGAGAUUAUCAGCUGUCUGAAGAGGAGGCGCGAAUAGAGGCCCUGUGUGAUGAAGAGAGGUAUUUAGCCUUGCAUACGGACUUGCUUGAGGAGGAGGCAAGGCAAGAGGAAGAAUACAAGCGAUUGAGUGAAGCACUAGCAGAGGAUGGGAGCUACAAUGCCGUGGGGUUCACUUACGGUAGCGACUAUUAUGACCCGUCAGAGCCGACGGAGGAGGAGGAGCCUUCCAAACAGAGAGAAAAAAAUGAGGCUGAAAAUUUAGAGGAAAAUGAAGAGCCCUUCGUUGCCCCCUUAGGAUUGAGCGUCCCGUCUGACGUGGAGCUGCCACCAACUGCUAAAAUGCACGCCAUCAUCGAGCGCACGGCCAGCUUCGUGUGCAGGCAGGGAGCGCAGUUUGAGAUCAUGCUGAAGGCCAAGCAGGCCCGGAACUCCCAGUUCGACUUCCUGCGCUUCGACCACUACCUCAACCCCUACUAUAAGUUCAUCCAGAAAGCCAUGAAAGAAGGACGUUACACCGUCCUGGCGGAAAACAAAAGUGACGAGAAAAAAAAAUCAGGAGUCAGCUCUGACAAUGAAGAUGAUGAUGAUGAAGAAGAUGGGAAUUACCUGCAUCCGUCUCUCUUUGCCUCCAAGAAGUGUAACCGCCUUGAAGAGCUGAUGAAGCCCUUGAAGGUGGUGGACCCAGAUCAUCCCCUUGCAGCGCUUGUUCGUAAGGCGCAGGCUGACAGCUCCACUCCCACCCCACACAACGCAGAUGGUGUGCCUGUGCAGCCCUCCCAGGUGGAGUACACGGCAGACUCGACCGUGGCAGCCAUGUAUUACAGCUACUACAUGCUACCGGAUGGCACUUACUGCCUGGCGCCGCCCCCUCCCGGAAUCGACGUGGCCACUUACUACAGCACCCUUCCUGCUGGUGUGACCGUGUCUAACUCCCCUGGAGUGACGACCGCUGCCCCACCGCCUCCCGGGACCACGCCACCGCCGCCCCCAACCACAGCCGAGACAAGCAGCGGGGCCACCUCCACAACCACCACCACAAGUGCACUUGCCCCCGUGGCCGCCAUCAUCCCCCCACCCCCCGACGUCCAGCCUGUGAUUGACAAGCUAGCCGAGUAUGUCGCCAGGAACGGCCUGAAGUUCGAGACCAGUGUUCGUGCCAAGAAUGAUCAAAGAUUUGAAUUCCUGCAGCCAUGGCACCAGUAUAAUGCCUAUUAUGAGUUUAAGAAGCAGUUCUUCCUCCAGAAAGAAGGGGGCGAUAGCACGCAGGCUGUGUCCGCACCAGAAGAGGCUCCCACAGACUCUGCUCCUGAGAAGCCGAGUGACACUGGGGAGGACGGCGCACCUGAAGACACGGCCGAGGUGGGAGCACGGGCAGGCUCAGGCGGGAAGAAGGAGGCGUCGUCCAGUAAGACCGUCCCGGACGGGAAGCUGGUGAAAGCUUCCUUUGCUCCAAUAAGCUUUGCAAUCAAGGCCAAAGAAAAUGAUCUGCUUCCCCUGGAAAAAAAUCGUGUUAAGCUAGAUGAUGACAGUGAUGAUGAUGAAGAAAGCAAAGAAGGCCAAGAAAGUUCUAGUAGUGCUGCAAACACUAACCCAGCAGUUGCCCCACCCUGUGUAGUUGUUGAGGAGAAGAAGCCUCAACUUACCCAGGAGGAGCUAGAAGCAAAGCAAGCAAAGCAAAAGCUGGAAGAUCGCCUCGCAGCUGCUGCCCGGGAAAAGCUGGCCCAGGCGUCUAAGGAGUCAAAAGAGAAACAGCUUCAAGCAGAACGUAAAAGGAAAGCGGCAUUAUUUUUACAGACCCUCAAAAAUCCUCUGCCGGAAGCAGAAGCUGGGAAAAUUGAGGAGAAUCCUUUCAGUGUUGAGCAUGGCAUCUCUAAUACUGUGCUCCUCUUAUUGGCUCCUGCUGUCCACAGCCUGGGGGCUGGGAAGGGAGUGCUGCCUGUGGAAAGGCCCGGAAACCAGAGGGGGUUCCCUUUCUCCCUUUGCAUCCUGGAAUCCAACACUACGCCCUGCCCUCUACUGACUGGAGGCAGAUCUCUGCCUACUUUAGAAGUUAAACCACCCGAUAGGCCUUCGAGCAAAAGCAAAGAUCCACCGAGAGAAGAAGAGAAAGAAAAGAAAAAGAAAAAGCACAAAAAAAGAUCUCGAACAAGAUCGCGUUCUCCCAAGUACCAUUCGUCAUCCAAGUCCAGGUCUAGAUCACACUCAAAAGCAAAGCAUUCUCUUCCCAGUGCCUAUCGGACAGUGCGGCGGUCGAGGUCCCGCUCCCGGUCCCCUCGGAGGAGAGCCCACUCCCCUGAGAGACGGAGAGAAGAGAGGAGUGUGCCCACUGCCUACCGCGUGAGCAGCAGCCCUGGGGCCAGCAGGAAGCGGACCCGCUCCAGGAAAUACAUCCACCAUCUGUCCUCUCGCCCCGGCUUCCGGUAGCUGUGGACGGCCACCGCCAUUGGUGCCGCCAGUGACUACCCUCUCGACCGUGAGGGUGCCAUCUCACGAGCACCUCCUCUGGUUCUCACCCACUGAUGUCACCACCCAGUGCCUUGCAUGGGCCAGCCCUGCAUUUCCACUCUUUCCAAGCACAAGGAGCUUGUUUUGUGUCCCCACGUGGAGUUCGUGCAGCUUCCUGGCUGUGUGGGUGGACUGUGUCUGCGUCUGGAGCCACACACAGAAGGAUGGAGCGUUGCACGUCGUAGCCUUGAGUUUCUGAACACGGUUCUGCUAAGUGCACGGGGGUCAAGACACUCAGGGUCCCAGAGCCUUCCAGAGGACGAGCCUUCCAUUGCCAGGAUCACUGACACACGGGGACCCUCCUGCUCCUGGGACAGAUGGCCCCAGCCAUCACCCACACUGCCCAGCCACAAGGCACACACUAGGCAGAGAGCUGCAGCAGGUCCUCCCCACAGCACCCUGGGCAAGAAAAUGCUGCUGCAGUUGGCCUAGUACCACAGUUCCCUCCGUUGACAAGAUACGAUUUUUUCUUAAAACAGAAAAAUUAGCAAAAGAACUGUAAAGCAGAUAGAUACUAGCAAAUGUUUCAUGUACAACUGGCUCUGUUUAUAAAUUACAUUUUGUUCCUUAGUAAUCCUACACUGAGCAUUCAUGUCUACUCUCAUACAAUCUGAUGAAAAUUAAAAUGUUAGAAUCCAUCCCUUAAACAAGUAAUUUCACGUCAGAAAUUCACCAUCACCUUUGGUAUAUGUGAAGGGCAUGGUUAGAAAUUAAUUCCUUCUGUCUCAACAGAAGAGGCCUUUCACAUUAACCUUUGCUUUAAGAGAGAUCUUGUGGGAGCAAGUAGUGAUCGUAUCUGUAAGUAGCAGCGUCCUGACGGCCAGCCAGCACACUCAGACGCCUGACUCGCGUGAGCUGCUCACAUUCUCACCGAGCGCUAACAGGUCACACAAGAGAAGCAAAGGGUUAGACUCAGUGCAGAGCUGAGCCCUGAGCUGCCCUGCCCAGAUAGACGGAAUUAAACCUGCAAACCUAACUCUGUGGAGUGUUAAACUGUGAUUCACUAGGAACUCAAUAGAGGUGAAUACGUGGGUAAUUACUGGUCAGUUUUGUAGUCUUAAUUAUAAGCCCCCAGUUAGUCUAUAAAUCCAGAAUAUGGAUUUGGUUUUGUUUUCUUUGGGGGGUGUUUUAUUUUUUGAGACAGGGUUUCACUCUGUUCUCCAGGCUGGAGUGCAGUGGUGUAAUCACAGCUUCUGCUUCCUGGG
This is a messenger RNA of Piliocolobus tephrosceles (Ugandan red Colobus), 4131 nucleotides long. RefSeq names its product splicing factor SWAP (gene SFSWAP). The transcript is spliced from 17 exons. Gene Ontology annotation, biological process: mRNA 5'-splice site recognition; RNA processing. Lineage: Eukaryota; Metazoa; Chordata; Mammalia; Primates; Cercopithecidae. The coding region runs from base 140 to 2845 and encodes 901 amino acids. The record is from RefSeq and is a predicted model, not a curated record. Gene Ontology annotation, molecular function: RNA binding.